This is a messenger RNA of Rubroshorea leprosula, 1435 nucleotides long. The record is from the annotation of a GenBank genome assembly. NCBI's taxonomy places the organism in Eukaryota, Viridiplantae, Streptophyta, Magnoliopsida, Malvales, Dipterocarpaceae.
ACUGUAAUAUCUCUGCUCAGUGCACAAGGUUCAUUUCGCUUCACGCUUUUCGGUGUUUCUUCAUCGUUGUUAAUCUUCCACCAUGGACCGCCUCUCUCUUCUGUAUCUCCUCCUCCUAACGUCGCUCCUUUCGUCGGCGGUCGCCACCGUCGACUCUUUGGAUGAGGAUCCGUUGAUCCGCGAAGUCGUAGAUGAUGCGGAGGACCACCUGCUCAACGCCGAGCACCAUUUCACCCUCUUCAAAUCGAAGUACGGGAAAACAUACGCUUCUCAGGAGGAGCACGAUUUCCGCUUCAGAAUCUUCAAGGCUAACCUACGACGAGCUAAGCGCCAUCAGCUCCUGGACCCAAGCGCCGUCCACGGAGUCACUAAGUUCUCCGAUUUAACACCAUCGGAGUUCCGCCGUCAGUUUCUCGGCUUGAAAAAGCUCCAUCUUCCAUCCGAUGCUCAAAAGGCUCCCAUUCUCCCGACCAACAACCUUCCCACGGACUUCGAUUGGCGCGAUCAUGGGGCUGUCACGGCCGUUAAAGACCAGGGGUCAUGUGGGUCGUGCUGGUCGUUUAGUACGACUGGAGCGUUGGAGGGAGCUCAUUACUUGGAGACAGGGGAGCUUGUGAGCCUGAGUGAGCAGCAGCUUGUUGAUUGUGAUCACGAGUGUGAUCCAGAAGAGUAUGGUGCCUGUGAUUCAGGAUGUAACGGUGGGCUAAUGACCUCUGCUUUUGAGUACACACUGAAGGUUGGGGGACUUGAGAGAGAAGAGGACUAUCCCUAUACUGGGACUGACCGCGGUCCUUGCAAAUUUGACAAGAGUAAAAUUGUUGCUUCUGUUUCAAACUUCAGUGUUGUUUCCCUUGACGAGGAUCAAAUUGCUGCAAAUCUGGUUAAGAAUGGCCCUCUUGCUGUGGGGAUCAAUGCAGUUUUCAUGCAGACAUACAUUGGAGGAGUUUCGUGCCCAUAUAUUUGCUCAAGGCAUUUGGACCAUGGAGUUCUUCUGGUAGGAUAUGGAUCAGCCGGUUAUGCUCCAAUCCGCUUCAAGGAGAAGCCUUACUGGAUCAUUAAGAACUCCUGGGGAGAGAAGUGGGGUGAGAAUGGAUAUUACAAGAUCUGCAGGGGACGCAAUAUAUGUGGGGUAGACUCCAUGGUCUCAACUGUUGCUGCAAUGCGUACAACAGCAGACUAGAUUCUUGUCAACAUUAAAGUAAAAGAAUGUAUGUAGGACCUAAGAUUAUCUUCUCAGGUUCAUGCUGGUACUUAUUACUCUCCUAUAAAAAUUGCUCAGGGAACAACUUGAUGUCUGUAACUUGUCAUAUUAUCAUGAUUGUCUGUAAGAUAUUCGUGCCAUGGAGGAUUAUGUUCUCUCUUCCAAAUGGUUAUGUAUAAUUGGAAACACUAUUUUACAGUUUGAAUUGUAAAACAAGAAACUCUAUGUAAUUUA